This is a messenger RNA of Colletotrichum karsti, 252 nucleotides long. RefSeq lists its product as uncharacterized. NCBI's taxonomy places the organism in Eukaryota, Fungi, Ascomycota, Sordariomycetes, Glomerellales, Glomerellaceae. The record is from RefSeq and is a predicted model, not a curated record. The coding region runs from base 1 to 252 and encodes 83 amino acids. The transcript has a single exon.
AUGUGCGACUUCGAGGAAUUCCUCUUCACCUGCAGCCACUCCAUCGUCCGGCUGAAGUCCUACUGCCACUUCGCCCGCAACGACCCGAACCACCAAUGCUUCAGCGUCCAGGUUCUCCGCAACUCAUGGCAGCAGAGCACCCCGUGCGAUAACUGUCUCUCGGCGUGGCAGUCCCCGCAAGGGCACCAGCAUGUCGCCGCCGGUUUCGGGAGGCAAGAGUACGUCGGCGGUGGCCAGCGCCGUCGCGGUUGA